CUAUCAUCUGUCUCGUUUUCUCUCUUUUACAGAAUGUUGAUCAUAAAAUGCGUUUCCGUUCAAAGAAGGGCCAAUUACCUUUCAUUGAAUUGAAUGGUGAGGAAAUCGCUGAUUCAGCCAUUAUUAUCAAGGAACUAUCAGCUCGAUAUGAUAAGAAUUUGGAUGCUGCUCUUACAACAGAGCAACGAAAUGUGUCAUAUGCCAUGAUUGCAAUGUUGGAGAAUCACUUGAUUUGGAUUAUCUUCUAUUGGCGCGCCAAGUAUCCCGAUAAUGUACUGAAAGGAUAUAAAGUGAAUUUGCAACACGCACUCGGCUUGCGUUGGCCAAACUCGAUUUUGAAUUUUGUAUUUAAAUUCACUUUUGGACGAAAGUGGUUCCAGGGUUCAAAAAAAUUGAAGGCUCACGGCAUCGGUGUACACAGCCCCGAAGAGAUUGAAGAAUUUGGCAAGAACGAUUUGAAGGUGUUGAGCGAAAUGUUGGAUUGCAAGCCAUUCUUUUUUGGCGAUGAGCCAACCACUUUGGAUGUGGUUGCGUUUGCCAUAUUAUCGCAGCUGCAUUACUUGUCGAAGGAUAUCUCGUAUCCGCUACGUGAUUUCAUGACCGAAAAGUGUCCCAACUUAGUGGGUCAUGUGUCGCGAAUGAAGGAGCGAUGCUUCCCGGAUUGGGAUGAGAUUUGCACAAAAUUGGACUUGAAUGCUCAUAUUCCAAAGCCAGAGCCUGAAACAAAGGAGGGCAAAGAGGGUGAACCCGAGAAAUCGAAUGAGCAGGAGAAUGAUUCCGAUAAGAACGAGAAAGAAUUGGAAAAAGACAAGUCGAAUGAAAAGGAAAUCACAGAGGAGAAUAAGGAGAAGGAAGAAACAAAGUAAAUAUCGAUGUCGAUAAGCUUAGGACAACUGUAAAGGACAUGCAUUUAAAAUAUAAAAUAAAACAGAAAAAAAUAAUCACACACAAAAAAGUAUAAUACAAUAAAAUUUGAAAAACCUUUUUUAUAUAUAUAUAUAUAUAUUACGAUUAGCAUAAAAUUAUAAAAAAAUAUACAUAAUGUAUAAGAAAUUGCAAUUAGUUAAAGGCGAAAUAACUUCUGACGAUGAAGGAUGAUUCUAACUGCUAAUUUUUGUUUAUUUUACAUUUUCGUUUAAAUGUUCUUUUUUUAUUGUAUAAUUAUAUUGUUUACUUCCAAAAACAAACAAAGAAAAAAAGCAACAUAAAUGAAAAGAAAUCAUGAAAACAACAAAAGCAGAAAUGCUUUAAACCUAACUGUAAUUAAGUUUAUUUUUCUAUAAUAUAUUAAUUUGUGUGCAAAUAUAAAAUAUGUAAUGAAAAAGAAAUUGUAUCGUAUGAACAUUGUGUUUUGAAUGUUGACCAAAACAAAAGCAAAAACGAAACAAAACAAAUUAAAACGCUGCUACAAGAGUUACAUAUGUAUAAGUUCUUUUCCAGAAACAAACAAAAACAUUAAAUAUUGUGUAAAAGAAACUAAAGCAUAAAUUAAAAAAAAAAAAAAAAAACUAAAAAAUACUCAAUAUUCGAAAUAUUCGAAAUAUCACAAAAAUCAUUACAAGCGUGAGUAGUUACAUUAAUACGAGCAUACAUAUGUACAUACUACAAAGCGUAGUAUACCAACAAGAACAAAUAUACAUACAACCA
Molecule: messenger RNA, 1647 nt
Organism: Rhagoletis pomonella (apple maggot)
Lineage: Eukaryota; Metazoa; Arthropoda; Insecta; Diptera; Tephritidae
Gene: fax
Product: failed axon connections
Exons: 4
Coding region: 48-866 (272 amino acids)
Cellular component (GO): cytoplasm
Source: RefSeq, a predicted model, not a curated record